Molecule: messenger RNA, 846 nt
Organism: Penicillium expansum
Lineage: Eukaryota; Fungi; Ascomycota; Eurotiomycetes; Eurotiales; Aspergillaceae
Exons: 3
Coding region: 1-846 (281 amino acids)
Source: RefSeq, a predicted model, not a curated record
AUGACCUUCCUGCAUCCCAAACCAACCUUCACAUUUGACCAGCUCUGGAAACUUGAGAAGGGCUUUUGGGAUUCAUUUCUCUACCCUGCGAAUCUCAAACAGACGCAAGGCAAUGCAUCGACUGUUUUCGCAUCGGAUGUGCAAGGUCGCGUCGACAUCACCCGCACCUUCGACGGCGACGAGUUGAACCGCGAAUACAUCUUCGGUCUAUUCGCAGACCCAGACCACGUCAGUCUCGUCGGUGUCCCGAUCGCAUAUAACAUAACUCAAUUUGCCGCCAACGACAAUAUCGCAUCCGCUACAACGGUCGUCACCUUCAACGCAACCAGUUUCGGUGUCCUCAUUCCAGUGACGAUCGACACAUGGAUCGAGUUCAACACCGACGGCAAGAUUGCACAGUACGACGCAACAUUCCGCUGGUUUGAGUAUCUGCUGGACUUCCUCGUCGGAGGAGUUGCAACAAAAAUAAACGCGACUGAACCUGACCAGGCUGUCGCCUAUGUUGCUGAUUUGCUGGCUACCACCAUCUGUGAUACACAUGACAAGCAUUGCACGGGUUCGAAUCAGCAAUAUGAAGACACCGCAAGUUGUUACGACUUUUUGACCAAGACUGUACGAUUUGGAAAGGCGUAUGAGCUGGGUCGUAACACGUUGCUGUGUCGCGAGGUUCAUGAGCAUAUGGUGCAGUACCGCCCCGAUGUGCAUUGCUCGCAUAUCGGUCCUAGUGGUGGUGGAUACUGUGUUGAUGAUAUGGACUACAUGCAAACCGUGCUACAGAGAUACUUUAAUGACUCUUGGAUUCCGUUUGGAUAUGGCACAGAUCAGAAUAUUUGGCUGGCCAACUGA